AUGCCUACGGUGCAGGGCUUCAGCGCGUUGCGUGCGCGGUCAUACGUGCUCCGCCUGCCGCUCUUCACUCGCGCCAUGGUAGUGGUGAUGGCGGCGCUCUGGCUGGCCGGCCUGCAGUCUAUGUGGGAUGUGCGGCAAUGGGGCGCGCUGAUUCCGGACGAGAUGGGCAUCGCGACAAUGUACCGAGCCAACACGUUCCCCCUGAUCCACCUCAACUUCUUCCACGCCCUUUUCAACAUCCUCUCCCUGACCCCGCUGCUAGAGAGGUUCGAGCACGAGUUCGGCACCUUGACCUCGUUAGCCCUGUUCUUCGGCCCUCUGACUACGAUUCCCGCCCUCGUGUACGUCCUCGUCGAGAAGCUCAUCCUGAGGGGAAACACGGCUGUCAUGGGAGCGAGUAUCUGGGUUUUCCUAUUACUCGGCAUGGAGGCCAUUCGAACUUAUAAGACGAAUCCCCACCUCGUGAUAGGGACGUACCACGUUCCGACGUGGACGACGCCCCUUAUGCUGGUUCUCGUCGUCGAGGCUCUGGUCCCUAAUACCAGCUUCGUCGGCCAUCUCUGCGGGGUCAUUACCGGGUAUCUAUUCGGCCUUGGCUAUCUCAAGUUUCUGUCACCGCCAGAAAAGGCGUUGCGAUGGGUCGAGGGACGCCUUAACCUCUUGGGGCGGCUGCCGCACUACGUCAGCGUAGAUCAGAAGACGUACGGGAGAUUCGGCGUCCUGCCGACGAGCAGCUCGACCAGCUCGACGACGCCAUUGGGCCUUAUAGGCUCUACGCAGAGGUUGGGCCCCUGA
This is a messenger RNA of Durotheca rogersii, 795 nucleotides long. RefSeq lists its product as uncharacterized. The transcript is spliced from 5 exons. NCBI's taxonomy places the organism in Eukaryota, Fungi, Ascomycota, Sordariomycetes, Xylariales, Xylariaceae. The record is from RefSeq and is a predicted model, not a curated record. The coding region runs from base 1 to 795 and encodes 264 amino acids. Gene Ontology annotation, cellular component: membrane. Gene Ontology annotation, molecular function: serine-type endopeptidase activity.